Messenger RNA from Carassius auratus (goldfish), 806 nucleotides. Its product is annotated as eukaryotic translation initiation factor 1b. NCBI's taxonomy places the organism in Eukaryota, Metazoa, Chordata, Actinopteri, Cypriniformes, Cyprinidae. Gene Ontology annotation, biological process: translational initiation. The transcript has 4 exons. The record is from RefSeq and is a predicted model, not a curated record. Gene Ontology annotation, molecular function: translation initiation factor activity. Bases 172 to 513 code for a protein of 113 amino acids.
UAAAGCACUUCCGCUGUGUUCCACGUUAGAGGCUCGCGAGAGGUUGUAUCAGUCAGAUUAAAAACAACCGCGCUGUGGUUUCAACGCCGUUUUAACGACAAAUCUAAGCAUCAGCAAGCGGCUCUGAUCGCCGAGAUCUUUCCUCUGUUAAAGUAAUCGCAGUAAUAUCGCAUGUCCAACAUACAGAACCUCCAGUCCUUCGAUCCCUUUGCUGAUGCCACUAAGGGUGACGACUUGCUCCCGGCUGGGACUGAGGAUAAGAUCCACAUAAGGAUUCAGCAACGGAACGGCCGCAAAACGCUGACCACAGUGCAAGGCAUCUCGGAUGAAUAUGAUAAAAAGAAGCUUGUAAAAGCCUUUAAAAAGAAAUUUGCCUGCAAUGGUACAGUGAUUGAACACCCGGAGUAUGGAGAGGUGAUUCAGUUACAGGGGGACCAAAGGAAGAAUAUCUGUCAGUUUCUGCUGGAGAUCAACAUCGUAAAGGAAGAGCAGCUGAAGGUUCACGGGUUUUAAAAUGCUGGCCCCUCCAGGGCUUUCUAAAGGACCGCACCAGCAUGUAGCAAUCCUAGUAUACUCAUGGCAGGGUUUUUGUGACCAUAUGCUGACAGCAGGGUAAAACCGUUUGUUUUUUGCAAUCAUUUCAAGCUCGACUCUAUUUAACGACCUCAAGUGGACCACUAAUUCCAGGCUGGUCUGAAUUACAUACUGAAUCCAUGUUGCUGAUGCUCGUGAAAGUUUUAUGAUAGAUGCACUCCGUUGCACGAUAUGUUUUUAUCAAGGACAAUAAAGUUAUGUGACUUUGCAAA